Corticium candelabrum is the source of this 1281-nucleotide messenger RNA. RefSeq names its product zinc finger protein 862-like. The record is from RefSeq and is a predicted model, not a curated record. NCBI's taxonomy places the organism in Eukaryota, Metazoa, Porifera, Homoscleromorpha, Homosclerophorida, Plakinidae. The coding region runs from base 314 to 766 and encodes 150 amino acids. The transcript has a single exon.
AACUACAGCAAUUGGGUCAGGUAUUCUGCGCCUCCAUGAAGGGGAACGACAACGAUACAGAUGUUUGUUUCGAACAGCUUAGGCUGUUGCCAAAAGAUGUAAACCCUUUGUCGACUAUGAAUACAUAUGCAAGCUACAAAUUUUGAAUGGCGUUGAUUUGGGUAAGAAUUAUUUGCACGAAAAGGCUGCAGCCAAGUUUAUCAAGUAUGUGGCUGAUGAGAUAAGACUGACAACAGCUCGUGCUCUGGUUGAACAUCGAUACGUCUCGGUAAUAUGUGAUGGAUCAACAGAUUUAACUGUGAUAGAGCAAGAGAUGGUUACGGUACGAUACGUUGAACUUUCUAGUUGUCAACCUGUAACGAAGUUGGCUGCCUUGGUAGACCUGAAGUACGCUAACGCAGAUGGAGUGUAUUCAGCUUUGCAAACAGGCCUGAAGCAUGUUGUGAAUGAUGAUCUCCCCGAUGCUCUAAAUAUUGUUUGCGGCAAUUUUGAUGGUGCUGCUGUCAUGAUGGGGGCUCGCAAUGGUGUCAAGGCUAAGCUCAUUUGUGACCAUCCCUGUGCUACAAUAGUACAUUGUGUUGCACACAAACUGGAAUUGGCUGUUCUCGACGCGGUUAAGAAAACGUGUUAUCUUGAUGAGUUUGAAAGAACCUCAAAGGAAAUUAUUAAGCUUUACCAUUAUUCCCCUAAACGACGACGGGAACUGCGACAAGUUGCGGAUACUCUUUUUGAAGAUGAUCUCGAGUCAUUCUCCGACAUCAAAUAGAUCAGAUGGAUUGUCAGCAAAGAGCGAGCUCUAAAAGCUAUUUUGCACAAUUUGCCAUCUUUAGCCUCCCACUUAGAGCACAUGACCGUCGGUGAUGGCAAUAGCGAUGAAGAGAAGUCCAGGGCACGAGGCUUGCUGGAUAAUGUUUUGAGCUUCCGGUUUGUUUUUUGGCUUCAUAUUAUGCUAGAUUUUUUGAGUGUUGUGACAAAGGUUUCACGAAAAUUUCAGCAAGACAAGUUAACAGUACUCGAAAUUCCAGAUAUCAUCACUGGUUGCAUUGACGGUCUUUCUGAUCUUAUUGAACAAGGCGGAGACAUCGAAAAUCAUUCAAUCUGAAAUUCAAUGCCUACAAAAACAAAUUUGGCAAAAUUCAGUUGCGAGGUAGAAGGAUGACGAGAGAAAGUGCGAAAACAGACGGCAUAGACUGGGACAUGGACGCAACAAAUCUAGUUGAAAGUUCGAUAGCGUAUCUGAAACAGAGAUUUGCCUGCUUCGAUGAAGAACCAUUGAAGCAU